Molecule: messenger RNA, 831 nt
Organism: Amphimedon queenslandica
Lineage: Eukaryota; Metazoa; Porifera; Demospongiae; Haplosclerida; Niphatidae
Exons: 3
Coding region: 304-666 (120 amino acids)
Molecular function (GO): protein binding
Source: RefSeq, a predicted model, not a curated record
GAUUUUAAAGUUACUCUAAAAUUUGAUCAAAUUAGCAACAGUAAUUCUAUCAAUAGAAGGUACUAGUAUCUUUAAGGGACACAUUUAAAUCCAGCUCAAAGGAUAUUGUCCAUUUUUCCCAACUGAUUCACAGAAAAGGAUACAUUGUUAUUAAUAAUAGAAAUGCACACAUGAUCUUUAUUCCAGCUGGAGUAGUAUCUCUAUAUUUACUAACAUCAAUGCAUUAUUUUUUUAGCUGAAAUUGAAGGUCUUAAGCAAGACUUGAGGCAAACCAAAUCAAUUGUUGGUUCAAUCAAAAGAGAGAUGUACAAUGUGAUUGGCAAGCUUGAAUCUGACGUGACAUUAUUAAAGGAGAACAUUGGUGAAUAUGUAUCUGUUAUUAAAUCUGGAGCUACACCUGUUGAAGUGGAGAAUAAGGAAAUAUUGAAAGCGUUUACAUCAGACCAGGUACUGCAGGCCUUGGAUCUGCUCUCCCUCUCUCAGUAUAAAAAUACCUUCUCUGUGAAAAGGGUGACUGGUUUGGAGCUGGUCCAAUAUAAUGACACUGUCCUCUCACAGGAUUUAGGCAUGACAAGCCAAUCUGACCGCAUAAGGAUGAUGCUCUUUAUUGAGGGAAGAGAAGCUGUUUGGAAGCUACUAGAGGCCCAGUCUCAAGCAACUGAAUAAUGACAUUGAUGAUAAUAAUAAUACGCUCAUCCAUGCACAUACACAAUGUCUGUAAUAAUUUAUUGUUACAUUGAUAAUGAUUUUUUUGUAUUUCUUUUUUAUUUCUCUUGCAACCGAUGCAGUGUACAGUGUUAAAAUUUGUUUUUAAUGUUUGGUUGCAUUAAU